UCACAGUAAUAUGGAGCCUAACCUAAACGUGAAAUAAACAAAAUACCCAUUGACAGUUAUGGCAAGAUAUUCUAGUGAAUCGGAUUCAGAUCAUAAUAGUAGAUAUCGUAGGAAACGCAACAGGAGAUCCAGAUCAUCUAGUUCAGAUUCUAGUGAAUCAUCUCCUCAUAGACGAAGAUCGUCUAAACAUUCAAAAACAAAGCGGAGACAUCGUUCACAUUCUCGAAGCAGAGGCAGGGAUAGAGAUCGCAGUCAAAAGAGUUAUAAAAGCUCCAGAAAUAGCAGCUCAAAAGGGAGAGAAAGGCAUAGAUAUCGCUCUAGAUCACGUUCUUUAGAUCAUUCAAAGAGAAAAGUUAGAUCUACUUCAAGAGAAAAGUCUGGAAGUCGUUCAAGUAGUUCACAGUCUAAUGUAAAAACCACUGUGUCUGAAAAGAACAAAAAUGUUUUAAUAAAGGAUGAUUUUCCAAUUGAACCACGUUUUAAAGAGGGUGUACUAGAAGAAAUUAAUUCUGAAGGCUUUACACCCAAACAAUUUUCAUCAUCUAGUACAAAGGAAAAGAAAUUCAAGAACAUUGUUAUAGAUAUUAGUGCAGAUACUAUACAAGUUCCAACAGUAGCUGAAGUUCCUUGUGGAUCAGAGAGUAUUUUUCAUUCAUCUAUAAUGAUUGAUCAAGAAGCAAGAUUUGAUAAAUGGGUGAAAAAAUUAUAUACCCUUAGACAAAAAGCUAUUGCUGAUUUAAUACAUUCAAAUAUUACUUGA
This is a messenger RNA of Habropoda laboriosa, 760 nucleotides long. Its product is annotated as luc7-like protein 3. Lineage: Eukaryota; Metazoa; Arthropoda; Insecta; Hymenoptera; Apidae. The record is from RefSeq and is a predicted model, not a curated record. Bases 59 to 760 code for a protein of 233 amino acids. The transcript is spliced from 4 exons.